Messenger RNA from Penicillium arizonense, 627 nucleotides. RefSeq names its product oxidoreductase, short-chain dehydrogenase/reductase family. Lineage: Eukaryota; Fungi; Ascomycota; Eurotiomycetes; Eurotiales; Aspergillaceae. The transcript has a single exon. The record is from RefSeq and is a predicted model, not a curated record. Bases 1 to 627 code for a protein of 208 amino acids.
AUGGCCGUCCCACCAGGUCAAACAACCGACGGCUACGAAAUUCAAUUCGGAACAAACCACCUCGGUCACGCGCUGCUUAUCAAGAAACUCCUUCCACUCCUCCAGGCCACGUCUGAUGAUCCCCGGAUCGUCAUCCUCACCUCAGAAGGCUGGUUUUUCCACCCGCGCGGCGGGAUCGUAUUUGAGACGCUGGAUACAGAUCAGGAUAAGUGUUUCCUUGGUCCAUGGCACCGGUAUGGGCAGAGUAAGCUUGCGAAUAUGCUAUACGCGCGUGAACUGGCCAAGAGGGUAUCUGGGGUUAAGUUUUUGGCUGUUCAUCCUGGUAUUGUGAACACGGGUUUGGUUGAUGCGAUGAGUUUAAAGAAUCGGGCUGUUGUUUAUGCUACUGCUUGGUGGAGGUUUGUGAAGCCUGAGGAGGGGGCGUAUAAUCAGGUUUGGGCUGCUACUGUUGAUUUUGUAGAGUGGGAGAAUGGAAAGAAUGAAGAAAAGGGGGUUGUUAAUGGGGGUUAUUAUGAGCCUGUUGGGAAGUUUAUGGAUGGGAGUUUAGAUUCUGUUGCUGUGGAUCGGGAGGGGGCGCUUGCGGGAAGGUUGUGGGAGUGGACUGAGGAGGCUUUGAAGGAGUUUUGA